This is a messenger RNA of Polypterus senegalus (gray bichir), 1859 nucleotides long. Its product is annotated as uroplakin-1b-like. The transcript has 8 exons. The record is from RefSeq and is a predicted model, not a curated record. The coding region runs from base 108 to 905 and encodes 265 amino acids. Gene Ontology annotation, cellular component: membrane. NCBI's taxonomy places the organism in Eukaryota, Metazoa, Chordata, Cladistia, Polypteriformes, Polypteridae.
GGCGCGGCAAGGAAGAGUGUCGCGCCUUUAAAAAGUUGCAAUGAAAUUUGCGACUAGUCUAACGGGUGUCAAGAGAGCGAGAGACGCAGGUUUUUUGACCCUUCACUAUGGCUGGCAAGGGAGAUUCUGCAGUGCGCUGUUUUCAGAUUGCACUCAUCCUCGGCAAUGUGGUGAUCGCGUGUUCCGGCAUUGCAUUGUCUGCUGAGUGCAUCUUCUUUCUUUCUGACCAAAAUGGCUAUUACAUCAUGUUGUAUGCCACUGGAAGGGAUACCAUCUUUGCAGCUGCCUGGAUUGGUCUCUUUACCGGCUUUGCCUUCUUCUGCACAUCAAUCCUCGGAAUUUACAGUAUAAUGAAAUCUAAACGAAAGUUGCUAUUGGCAUACAUUCUGUUGAUGCUGUUUAUCUGGUGUUUUGAAGUUGCUUCCUCGAUUGCUGCAAUAACCCAUCGAGACUGGUUUGUUCCCAACUUGUUCCUUCAGCAGAUGUUACAAAUCUACCAGGCACCACUUCCAACUUCCAUCCCUAGUACCCAAGACCAGAUCUACAUCAUUAAUGGAAUCACAAAUUCUUGGAACAAUGUUAUGACAACGUACCAAUGUUGUGGAGUCAAUGGACCUCAGGACUGGAUAACCUACAAUUCAACAUUUAGGGCGUAUAAUUCAGACUCUCAGUUCCCGUGGCCCCGGCAGUGCUGCGGUCAAGCAGGAGAUGGUACCAUUUUAAAUGAAAACGCCUGCAUUAUUGGAAUCCCAAACUUUGUGUACACUCAGGGCUGCUUUGAUUUUAUUGCUGGUCCACUGAAUAGACAUGCCUGGGGCGUGGCCUGGUUUGGAUUUGCCAUACUUUGCUGGACAUUCUUUGUGAUUGCUGGAGCCAUGUUCUUCUACACACAACUUGAAGCCUAGUGACAAGAGGAAGCAUCAUAAGGACAACAUGACACUUUAUAUUGCUGCUUGAUAUAUCCUUACCAAUAUGGAGGCCUGAGGACUUUAAGUGCACAUCCUGUGAAGUAUUGGUCCCUUCUGGCUCAUCAUCACCUGUCUCCUGAUGCCAGUUUGCGUGUGCGCAUCUCUGAUAUAGGACAGGUUCCUAUGUGCUGCUUAAAUGACACAAUGAAAUCAGUUCUGUAUAGAUUCAAUUUAAUUUGUUUUACUUGUAAUCAGCACAGCCCUGUGGUUUACACAGAUUAGAAUAAAGUGUAUAGGAUUUUUGAAUUUGUUCUUUCUUUUAAAGCCCUUUCAAAGUAGUGUUCUCCACCCAUGUGAAAUCCCUGCUAUUUUAUUGACUCGUGAACUAUGGUUCUGUUGUAAUGGGGUAGCUCUGAUAUGUCAUGUAUACAAGAAGUGUCUUUGGAUUUAGCCAGUCCAAUAGUAUUAUGUGUUUUACAAGACAAAGUGACUUGUGGAUAGAUAGGGUGGUUUCCAUAGCUCACAUUUCUUGGAUGAAGGAUGGUGUUGUGGUAAAUAAGAUUUUAUUUUUUAUUAUUUUUUAGAAUAAAUUAAUGUUUAUUUUCACAUUAAACCAUAGCUACUGUGUACAUGGAUUACUUGGAGAGAGAUCUGCAAUGGAUGGAUAUAUAUAUAAUAUAUAUAUAUUUUUUUUAAUAUAACUGGAAUGGAUUGCUUGCUAUAACACUGCUAAUUUGUGGUAAACUCUUAACCUUUUUCCUUCUCUAGCAUCUUUGUUGCUGCUUGCCUUCUGUCCCACUUUGGUACAUCUGCUCUGUUUACAGCGAAUGACUUGCAUCACUUAGCUCUGUGUAGUAUUUCUCUAUUGUAUGAUAGGGUAAGAUUAUACUAAUACAUUUUGUAUCUUACCUUGUUUGUUUAAAUAAAAUUACCUCAAUAUAUACAUCUUAA